This is a messenger RNA of Penicillium longicatenatum, 792 nucleotides long. RefSeq lists its product as uncharacterized. NCBI's taxonomy places the organism in Eukaryota, Fungi, Ascomycota, Eurotiomycetes, Eurotiales, Aspergillaceae. The transcript has a single exon. The record is from RefSeq and is a predicted model, not a curated record. The coding region runs from base 1 to 792 and encodes 263 amino acids.
AUGUCACAACCACGACCCGACUGUGUCGAAUGGAAUUGGAGGUUCCAUCAUGAGAGCUGGGACACGCCAUGGUCGUCCGAGGAUUUCCCCGCCAGUGAGACUGAAUUCGACCACCUGCGAAAAAUACGUCAGUGGAAUAUCGAGCCUUGGUUUAUGGCGCCCCGAUGUGAGGCGACAACACUUCUUAAGCAAGAGAUAACUCACCGCUGGCCUUGGGGCUACACCAUCUAUCGCACUGUCUACACCCCCGAGUCUGACCUUCACUGGGAGGCCGCCGCUGAUGCGAUUCGAGCAAACAUUUUUGCCACUCUAGACUGGCAGCUGAAGAACGGAAGACGCCAGGACAAGCAUUCACAUCGGCUUGUCCGCGAGGGGUACCGCAGCCUUGUGUUCGAGGAUAAGGCUCGUUUUGAUGGGGCCACUAUUUCCCAAAUCCGGGAACAUUUCAAAGCCUCUGUCAACAACGAGCCCGCACCUCUGGGUAAUCGCUUUCGCUGGUGCUUGGUGAUUGAUCAGGAGGCUCUACAAUCCUUCAUUCGCCACCCCGAGCCUGCAGGAACCUACAUUCAGGACGAGCCGGAUGCGAAAGAGAAAAACGGCGCUUGGGUGACGGUUGUGGACCCCGACUGGAAGGCAACGAAUGAAUAUUCGGAACGCUUCUACCCGGGAUUUAUGCGCAUUCAUCUUAACAGGCUGUUCCGACUCGCAUAUAACGGCGACGUAAUGCCCAUGUCUCAUAUGUCUACUGACAUGGAUUCACCGGAGGAUAUUCCCUGGUUUAAUGACUUUUGA